AUGCAGGACCCAGAGCUCUACGUUCGAAAUUUCUAGGAAGAAAUUAGCCAAAGAAAUAAACGCAAACAACCUUAGCAAUUUCCUGAUGAUCAACGAUUACAUGAACGUCCUAGAGUUAGAAAGAUCGAACCUCCUUCUUAGAUCAUCAGUCAAUCAUUGCUUAAGAAUCACAGUUAUGUGGCUGAUCCUCUCAAAAAUUUUACGAAACCGCUUAUCAAUUAUUAAAUUACAAGUCCAUCUGGAAGAGAGCCAUAGCGAUAUAAUCACAAUUUUUUGUAUCUCGGACAAGAUAAUAUCUUUCGAAAGGAACCCCACAACCAAAUUCAAAAAGAUUAUGCACCUCAGCGAUAUUCGCAAUAAUCCAAUGAAUAAAGAGUUAAUUAUUAAAAUGUAGGCAAUAUGCUUGUUGGUGGUGACAGUCAAAAAUAGCUAUAAACUCAAACACAAGUAUAAAAUCAGUAAGUGACGUAAUCAUAAUUGUAAAACUAACAAACAGGAUAUGGAUAUCCAUCACAGCAACAAAAUUAUUAAUAUUAAUAAGAAUAGCAAUAACAAUAAUAAUAACAAUAGCAAUAAUAAUAACAAUUACAAUUACAAUAAUAAUAAUUGUAAUUACAAUAAUAAUAACUUUCUUAGCAAUAAGUAUAAUAAUAGCAGUAACAACUCUCGUAAUCGUAAUUACCAAAACAAUAAUACUAAUAAUAACAUAAUUAAUAACCACAAUAGUAUUAAACAUAUUAAAUACCACCAUAAAGUUACCAAUAAAACUAGCAAUUCUCUUCAUAGUAUAAUCCUUAUUAGGCAGGAUCACCAAACACAUAUAAAUUGAAAAGUGAAAAUAAUCAAUAGCCUUUCAAUUAUUAUGGUUCUAGAGCAUUAAAAAAUUUGGAUAGUACAUAAAUAUAUUGA
Molecule: messenger RNA, 909 nt
Organism: Paramecium tetraurelia
Lineage: Eukaryota; Ciliophora; Oligohymenophorea; Peniculida; Parameciidae
Exons: 3
Source: RefSeq, a predicted model, not a curated record